AUGUUUUGCGACAAAUGCUCACCUUCGCUGCUGGCAGGUCUAGCUGCAUUAUUUUCGAACGUAUUGGCUGCACCACAUUGUAAUCUCGUUCCACCGACACGACCUUCACUCACGGCGCAAACUGGCUCGAGUGGAAGUAUCGCCGAUGGCAUGGACGUAGUGGCGACUGGGUGGUACCCAGGCUGGCUCGGAAGUCAACUGCCACCCAACGAAAUCUCCUGGACGAAGUACAGUGCCCUGACCUUUGCCUUCGCCACGACUACUCCCGACCCUUCCGUGAUUGCCUUGGAUGAUGAAAGUGCAGCGUUGUUGCCUACUUUUGUCAACGAGGCUCACAACAAUUGCGUCGAUGCAUUAUUGUCGAUCGGAGGCUGGACUGGAUCGAUAUACUAUUCAACCGCAGUAGGCAGCGCUGAUAAUCGCACGACGUUCGUGAAGGCCAUCCUCGACUUGGUCAACACAUACGCCCUGGAUGGCAUCGACUUUGACUGGGAAUACCCUUCGCGGCAAGGAAUCGGCUGCAACACUAUCUCGGACGAUGAUUCUGCCAACUUCCUGUCCUUUCUCGAAGAACUCAGAGAAGACCCGGUCGGCGCUGACCUCACACUUACUGCCGCCGUUGGAUUGACUCCAUUCGCUGGCCCUGGCGGCAUCCCAUUGUCGGAUGUCUCUGCUUUUGCUGAUGUUUUGGAUCAUAUCGCCAUCAUGAACUAUGAUGUAUGGGGUGCAUGGUCUACAGAUGUGGGACCUAAUGCUCCUUUGAAUGAUUCAUGUGCUGCUGUCCAGGCAGGGUCAGCUACUUCCGCAGUCAAGGCGUGGACCGAUGCUGGAUUCCCAGCUUCCAAGGCAAAUAUAUCCUUAAUCUCGAAUGUUGAAGCACUUUCCAACUCAUGUGAACUGUUUCAUGCAAAGAUUGUGUUGGGAGUUGCAGCUUACGGGCACAGUUUCCAUGUUGCAACCAACGAUGCUCUAGACAACGCUGGCAACCUCGCUCUUUACCCACCUUUUGAUAAAUCCCAACAACCUUUAGGUGAUAGCGAUAUUCCUGGAGCCCCUCCUAGCGAAGACGAGUGUGGAAACCCUGUCGGAGUUUCAGGAACAUUCAAUUUCAAUGGAAUGGUUGCUGCUGGAUUUUUGGAUACCAACGGGAAUGCCGCAGCAGGCAUCGAUUAUAGAUUCGAUAAUUGCAGCCAGACUCCCUUUGUCUAUGAUCCGAAUAAUCAAACCAUGAUUUCUUACGAUGAUCAAACAAGUUUCGCUGCCAAAGGUCGCUUCAUCGACGAAAAUGGUCUUGCCGGCUUUGCAAUCUGGCAUGUGGCGGGGGAUUACAACGACACCCUUCUUAACGCUAUCAGUGAUGCACUGGACCUGGAGCAGGUGUGUUCAUGA
Psilocybe cubensis is the source of this 1389-nucleotide messenger RNA. RefSeq lists its product as uncharacterized. Lineage: Eukaryota; Fungi; Basidiomycota; Agaricomycetes; Agaricales; Agrocybaceae. The transcript is spliced from 8 exons. Bases 1 to 1389 code for a protein of 462 amino acids. Gene Ontology annotation, cellular component: extracellular region. The record is from RefSeq and is a predicted model, not a curated record. Gene Ontology annotation, biological process: carbohydrate metabolic process; chitin catabolic process. Gene Ontology annotation, molecular function: chitin binding; chitinase activity.